CUGACUCUGGAAGAAAUGACCAGUACAAUAACUGGUAGUCAGGAUGAUUUUGUGAAUCUUCAAGGGGAAGUAUAUGGGGAGCCUGAACUAGGUCUCCCCACUUGUCAAAAGGAGGGAGAAGCCUCUUCUCAUACUUCCAGAAAGAACAGUGUGGUGACUCUUCAAAGUCAUGAUUUCAAAAACACUGAAAGUGAAAAAUAUUUGUCGUUGAAAGCUCGAAGCCAAAUGGCCACACAAGACUCUUCAGCGAAGGCCUGUAAGAAUGAGCCUCAGGAUGCUCAGGAUAGCAAACGUCUCUUUGUAACUGAAGAAAGCACUGAGAGCAAAGUGAUAAGUGGGGGAAAUUCUCCCAUGGAUCAUUGUUCAGAGAACCUUCAAGUUAAACCUGUGUCUGAUAUAACAGAACUGGACUCACCAUUGUCCAGUGGUGAAGCAGCUCACCAGAAUGGCCAGUUGAAAGACUCUUUGGAUCCCUUUGACUGUAACUGCAAAGACAUUUAUGGAUGGAAAUCACGGUUGGUCAGUUGUAGUCAGCAGACAAUUUGUGCAGAGGAGAAACCAUGUAACCGUAAUGACAAUGGGGAAUUACUUAACCAAGGUGCUCAUCCAUCUGAGGAAAUCCACACUGCAGAGAAACUCUACAAAUGUGUUCAGCGUCAUAAGGACUUCAGUCAAAGCUCAAAGCUGCUGCUUCAUCAGAGAGACCAAACGGAAGAAAAACCAUACAAAUGUGAGCAGUGUGGGAAGGGCUUCACCAGGAGCUCAAGUCUUCUUAUCCAUCAAGCAGUCCACACGGAUGAGAAACCUUACAAGUGCGACAAGUGUGGGAAGGGCUUCACUAGGAGCUCAAGUCUGCUUAUUCAUCAUGCAGUCCAUACAGGUGAGAAACCUUAUAAAUGUGACAAGUGUGGGAAGGGCUUUAGUCAGAGCUCCAAACUGCACAUCCACCAGCGAGUGCACACUGGGGAGAAGCCCUAUGAGUGUGGAGAGUGUGGUAUGAGCUUCAGUCAACGCUCAAACCUGCAUAUCCACCAGCGUGUCCACACAGGAGAGAGACCCUACAAGUGUGCUGAGUGUGGGAAGGGCUUCAGUCAGAGCUCAAACCUCCACAUUCAUCGGUGCAUCCACACAGGAGAGAAGCCUUACCAGUGCUACGAGUGUGGGAAGGGCUUCAGCCAGAGCUCAGAUCUUCGCAUCCAUCUCAGAGUCCACACUGGAGAGAAGCCCUAUCACUGUGGCAAGUGUGGGAAAGGGUUUAGCCAGAGUUCCAAACUCCUCAUCCACCAGAGGGUGCACACUGGAGAGAAGCCCUAUGAGUGUAGCAAGUGUGGAAAAGGAUUCAGCCAGAGCUCCAACCUGCACAUUCACCAGCGGGUUCACAAGAAAGAUCCCCAUUAAAGGAU
Messenger RNA from Otolemur garnettii (small-eared galago), 1403 nucleotides. It is a transcript of the gene ZNF239, whose product is annotated as zinc finger protein 239. Gene Ontology annotation, biological process: regulation of transcription by RNA polymerase II. Lineage: Eukaryota; Metazoa; Chordata; Mammalia; Primates; Galagidae. The record is from RefSeq and is a predicted model, not a curated record. Bases 16 to 1398 code for a protein of 460 amino acids. The transcript has a single exon. Gene Ontology annotation, molecular function: RNA polymerase II cis-regulatory region sequence-specific DNA binding; DNA-binding transcription factor activity.